Pyricularia oryzae 70-15 is the source of this 2668-nucleotide messenger RNA. Its product is annotated as pre-mRNA-splicing factor CLF1. Gene Ontology annotation, molecular function: protein binding. The coding region runs from base 397 to 2472 and encodes 691 amino acids. The transcript has a single exon. Gene Ontology annotation, biological process: spliceosomal complex assembly; mRNA splicing, via spliceosome. Lineage: Eukaryota; Fungi; Ascomycota; Sordariomycetes; Magnaporthales; Pyriculariaceae. Gene Ontology annotation, cellular component: post-mRNA release spliceosomal complex; precatalytic spliceosome; U2-type catalytic step 2 spliceosome. The record is from RefSeq and is a predicted model, not a curated record.
ACUUUGAAGCCUAUUGUGUCAUGAUAUCGAGAGCCUGGCCGAAUCGCUCUAGUCCAAAUCAGCUUGUGAACAAUUAUCACUGUACAUCUGCGUUGUUAACUACCUUCAUAGUCAAGCUCCUGCUGUGGCGUAACGCUGCCUGCCGGAAUUCACAUGGUGGAGUAAUUAGCGUCCCCCGACAUGGGUUCCUUGUCGCAGUAGCAAGUCGCGUCCAGAAUUUCGACGACGCUUCACUCCUCAACAGCGAUGGGAGGAACCCUUACCGCAGUCAACGACCGGCUUGUCUUCUCAGGUUCAAUCGGAAUUGAUCCCACCAUCUCAACGGAGACUUUAUCAGCGCCGAUCGGCUGAGAAAAUCGACGAUUGAUUAUUGAGGAGCACAAACCGUCAUCCAAGAUGGAAGCCUCUCGCGGCCCGCCGCGAGUCAAAAACAAGGCCGCGGCGCCGGUGCAAAUCUCGGCCGAGCAGCUACUGCGCGAGGCCACCGACCGCCAGGAGGAAGCACUACAAAAGCCGACGCAACGCUUUGAGGAUCUUGAGGAGCUGCACGAGUACCAGGGCCGCAAGCGCAAAGAGUUCGAGUCGUACUGCCAGCGGUCCGGCUUCAACCUCAAGAACUGGCUGCAGUACGCGCAGUGGGAGCUCGAGCAGAAGGAGUAUGCCCGAUCGCGCAGUGUCUUUGAGCGCGCCCUCAACCUGCACGCCAACAAGGUCACCCUAUGGAUUCGAUACGUCGAGGCCGAGCUCAAGAGCCGAAACAUCAACUUCGCCCGUAAUCUGCUCGACCGCGCUGUCACCCACCUCCCCCGCGUGGACAAGCUGUGGUACAAAUAUGUCUGGGUCGAAGAGAUGCUGGGCAACAUCCCCGGCGUGCGCCAGGUAUUUGAGCGCUGGAUGGAGUGGCAGCCCGACGAGGCCGCCUGGUCCGCCUUUAUCAAGUUGGAGCAGAGGUACGGGGAGUACGACCGCGCGCGCGAGAUUUUCACCCGUUUUACUAUGGUGCAUCCAGAGCCGAGGAAUUGGAUCAAGUGGUCCAAGUUUGAGGAGGAAUAUGGCACUAGCGACCGUGUGCGUGAGGUGUUUGAGCGUGCGAUCGAAGAGCUUAGCAAAUACGGCGAUGAAUUCGUCGAGGAACGGCUAUUCAUCGCGUAUGCGCGGUACGAGGCCAAGCUGCACGAUCUGGAUCGGGCCCGUGCCAUCUACAAAUUUGGCUUGGAGAAUCUCCCGCGCUCAAAGGCCAUGCUGCUGCACAAGGAGUAUACCACAUUUGAGAAGCAGUACGGCGACAGGGAAGGAGUUGAGGAUGUUGUCUUGUCCAAACGAAGGAGGCACUACGAGGAUCUUGUCCGGGAGAACCCCAAGAACUAUGAUGUGUGGUUUGACUAUGCUCGUUUGGAGGAGGCGUCUGGAGACAUCGACAGAACACGGGAGGUGUACGAAAAGGCCAUCGCGCAGGUGCCACCAACACAAGCAAAGAGGCACUGGAGGCGAUACAUCUACCUCUGGAUCUUCUUUGCUCUGUGGGAGGAAACGGAAGCCAAGAACCCAGAACGUGCACGCCAGGUCUACGACACGUGCCUGAAGCUCAUCCCACACCGCACUUUUACCUUUGCCAAGGUCUGGAUGCACAAGGCACACUUUGAAAUUCGGCAAGGGGACCUAGCAGCGGCGAGGAAAACUCUUGGGCGCGCCAUUGGCAUGUGUCCCAAAGACCGACUGUUCAAGGGCUACAUCGAGAUGGAACAAAAGCUGUACGAGUUUGGACGGUGCAGGAUAUUGUACGAGAAGCACAUCGCAUACAACCCGGCGAACUGCAGCACAUGGGUCAAGUGGGCAGAGCUGGAGCGUGGCCUCGACGACCUGGACCGCGCCCGCGCCAUCCUGGACAUGGGCAUCGCGCAGCCGGUGCUCGACAUGCCAGAGGUAGUGUGGAAGUCGUACAUCGACUUUGAGGAGGAAGAAGGCGAGUACGACAAGACGCGGUCGCUGUACGAGCGCCUGCUUGACAAGGCCGACCACCCCAAGGUCUGGAUCAGCUACGCCCAGUUUGAGAUCAACAUACCCGAGGAGGCGGGCGAGGGCGCAGACGAGGAGCAGGAGCAGCCCGUCAGCGACGAGGCCAAGGCCCGCGCCAGGCGCGUCUUUGAGCGCGCUCACCAGGGCUUCAAGGACAAGGAGAUGAAGGCCGAGCGCGUCAGCAUACUCAACGCUUGGCUCGUAUUUGAGAAGACGCACGGCAGCGCAGAGGACAUUGAAAAGAUCGAGAAGCAGAUGCCAAGGAGGACAAAGAAGAAGAGAAAGCUGGACGACGACACUUGGGAGGAGUACGUCGACUACAUCUUCCCGGCCGACGAACAGGUCGGCAAGAACUUGAUGAACAUGAUGGCCAAGGCGCGCGCGCGCAAGCAGGCCGAGGCCGAGGCCGCUGCAAAGGCGGCUGCGGCCGACGAUGGUGGGGAAUCUGGGGAAUGAGCGUGUACUAUAAUGUGUUCUGUUUUUGUGCAGAUUGCUAUGGCGAUCUCUGCGAGAUCUUUACUACCAGAAUUAAGAUUCCAAGCAUCUAUGUUCCAAAAAGCGCGUUUCUUGUGCACUUUGUCUGUUUUAUCAUCACGCUAGUCACUACAGCCACCCCAUUCGUCGUCGUCCCUAUCGUUUUCCUCAUCCACCG